This is a messenger RNA of Sus scrofa (pig), 6087 nucleotides long. RefSeq names its product family with sequence similarity 151 member B (gene FAM151B). The record is from RefSeq and is a predicted model, not a curated record. NCBI's taxonomy places the organism in Eukaryota, Metazoa, Chordata, Mammalia, Artiodactyla, Suidae.
AUAUGGAGGAAGAGAUGGGAUAUCAUUUCCAAGAUUAUAUUAUAAAAGAUUCCAUGGCUUUCAUCUUUGGUGCAUUUCUCCCCACUCACUCUUCCUUUCAUCCUUCUUUCCCCACCUCCCGCUCCCUGUCUGUUUCUUUCUCCCUCUCUUUCCAUUGAAUCAGUCAUUCUUGGGGAAACCAGCUAUUUAUAGAGUCUCAUGUGAAACUGAAGCCUCCUGACAAUAGCCAUUUAGUGGAAGGGGAUCCUUCACCCCAGUCAAGCCUUCAGAUUGCAGCCCCAGCCAACUGUUUGACCCCAUGAGAACAACCCAAUUGAGCUCCUCUCAGAUUUCUGAACAUCAGAAACAGUAUAAAGUAAUAAAUGUCUGUUGUUUUAUUAAACUUUUACUAAGUUUUCUGGUGAUAAACUAAAACAAAGUAAUUAGAGCAGCUAUAACUAAAAAUUUCUAAAAAGAAAAAGAUUAAUUGCUCUGACAAAAGUAAGUGUAAAAAAUUAGUUCUUUUCAACAUUUAUGGAUUAAUUGCUUUUCAACAUUUAUGGAUUUCAUGCCACAAGUAGUAUGUGCUAAGUGCAGAGAAGACCAAGAGAAAGAGUAUGGUUUGAACUUGCAAGAACAAAGGUACAACUUUGGGAAAACUUCCUGAUUCUGGAAAUUGCAUGCUAGGAUAUUUAAAGCUAUGCUCUUGCUGAAAACAACUAAAACUCAUUAAAAUACAAAAAUCAUCUUAAAACAUCAAGGAGAUUUUAAAAGUCCAAAAGUGAAGGAAAAAAGAGGUUACGUUAGCAUGGGGUCAUCACUUAAAGCCUAAUGUAAUUCACCAUCCUGUGUGGACCCACACAAGAAGGUGAAUCUGAGAGGAAUUGUGAAACUAACAGAAGAAAUUCCCCACAAUAGGCUGAGAUUCCUUCAAAAUGUUUCAGCCUUUGGAUGAGGAUGAACCAAUAUAAAAUUACGUAAAAUUACAGCCAAGUUUAGUAUUGCCUGCAUCACCCAAAGAAUCUUAAGCAUUUAAUUUGCUUUAAGGUGGUUCCCCCACUGGUGAUGCCUCCUCCAGGUGCUAGGAGGAAUAAAAAUGUAAAUUCUCUCCACAGAAAAGUAACUUAAUUGUAAGCCUCAAAUUACUUUUCAAGUAGAACAUCUACUAGCAUAUAGUAAAAAAGUACAUAGGCCCAUAAGGGAACUAGACUUCAGAGGCACAAAUUAGAAACAAUUUAAUUCAUAAAGUCUUAGGUAUUAAAUUUAUGCUUUCUAUGUUUAAAGAAAUAAAGUCAAGUGUGAAGUGCCUUAGAGAAUGGGAAAGGAAAACAUGAUGGAGCUAAUUUGGGAAAUAAUGUAAUACAAAUGUUGCAAGAAUACAUAAAAACUGAACUUUAAGACUGUAAAUAGGUUUAAUGGUAGAAUAGAAUAUAGGCAAUUGAGAAGAUUUAUAAACUGGAAUAUAAAUCAGAAUUUUUUUGGAAUGCAGCAUUGAAAGACAAAAAGAAAUAUGGAAAAAAAAAACAGCAUAUAGAGGAUGCAGUGAGAAUUCCUAACACCUGCUUAAUUAGUUGCAGAAAGAGAGGGGAGGGUAGAACAGAGCAAAUAUUUUUAGACACAAUGUAGACUUUUCAAAACUGAUGAAAGACAUAACUCCACAGAUGCAAGAAGCCAGACAAACUCCAAACAGAAUAAAAAGGAAACUGCACCUAGAUGCUUUAAAACAGGUAUUGCCAGCUGGCUUAGAAAGUCCAAGGAACAGCUUCUCUAGUUAAAGGACAGAAAAGGGGGCUGGAGGAUGUGAAAUAUAAUUCUUUUUGAAUUUCCUAUUUCAGGAGAACUGCAGCACCCCUCCCUCCACACCAUGUGUAAAUCCUAUGGAGCAAUGUGGAUUUUCCCUGCCCUACACUAAGCUAGAGAGCACAAAAAGGCAGCACCCUGCCUCCUUAUCCAACAGUGCAAUGGUUGCAGACACUGCAGGACAGAUACAGUGGCAAUGGAGUGGGGAAGCUAAAGGCUUUUCUAGCUAGAAUACCAAGGAUGAUGUUAGAGCCAGAGAACACUGGAGAGAUUAUAGGUAAGAGGAAACUGAAGAAGGGAAACCUCUAAUUUUGUAUAUAAUAUCCUAAAAUCACCCAUACACUGUGCACAUGACUGAUCUUUGCUGUACAGCACAAAUUGGCACGACAUUGUAAAUCAACCAUACUUUUUAAAAGUGUUUUAAAAGUCACUUAAGUCACUAAAAUUGAGCGUUUUCUUAAACCCAAGAAAUCAUUUUGAGGAGCUAGAAAAAAAUCCAGAGUACAGAAGCUUGACUGAAGGCAAAUUGAAAUAAUUACAACUGAAGUCUGUAAAGACAUAAAUAUAUUAAAAUCUGAAGAGGUGGGCAAGAAGGGCUGUGUUUUGUGUGAGGUUAUGCUUAUCCUAAUUUUACAGCUGACACACUGAGUGGUUUUAGAGCUGCAGAACCAGGAAAUGGCAGUGCUACACUGCUAAUUCACGUCGUCUGACUCCACUGGUGCUCUUUUUCCAGCCACAGCUUGUCUGUGGGAAGGAGUUAAGGAGAGCAAGGAAGGCAGUAGGUGGGGAAAAUCGAACUGCUGGGAGUUUCUGAGUGAACACCGGCAGAAAGCGAGAAAGAGAAAACUUUCAAGUUAACACCUUAGUCUCCUUGCGCAGAAACGCUCAUUUUUAUGGAGACAUGACAUCAAGUCAUUUUUUAGUAUGUUACUAAAAUUAAAAAGAGGAAAUAUAUCUAACUUUGGGAAUUCGUACCCCUUAGCAGCAACUGUACUCAAUCUCGGCGUCUCAACCCUGCUGCUAUCGCCCAUGACCUGACCACACGUUUAUCAGGACUUCGCGCUCUCUGACUACCUUUCAAAAAGAGCAAUUCGCGCGACACUUGGACGCGAAUCCCUACCGGGAAGAUCUCGCGAAAGCGAAACUUGAUCCGCCCCUUCUGCGCGUGCGUACCGCCUUCCCGCCGUUUCCGUCCCGGCUUCAGAAGCGCUGCAUAGGCAGCGGUCUGCGGUUGUACUGCGAUCUGGCGUUGGUAGACUUGGGUUUUUCUCGCCACCUGCGACGGGUCAGCGGCAUCUCCCACCGCUCGGCGCUUGCGCGAACUGUGGCUGUUCGUCACCAUGACAGCGAACGCUGCAGGCACUGAAUCUUGGAGUGAAAAUAUACUGGAAUAUUUUCUGAGAAAUAACCAGAUCACAGCAGAAGAUGGCGCCCAGAUCAUCUGGUAUCAUGCAGCUAACAGCAAGGCACACAUGAAUGAAGCACUGAAAAGUUCUGCUCAUAUGAUAGAGGCUGAUGUCAUUCUUCCAAAUGAUGGAACAGAGUAUGGCCAGCCAAUCAUGGCCCAUCCUCCAGAAACAAACAGUGAUAAUACUUUACAGGAAUGGCUGGCUGAAGUCAUCAAAAGCAAUAAAGGCAUCAAGUUGGAUUUCAAGAGUUUGGCAGCUGUAAAGCCAUCCAUGAUGCUCUUGGAAAAUGUGAAGAGGCAUCUGAAGUGUCCUGUGUGGAUCAAUGCUGAUAUUCUUCCUGGUCCAAAUGGAAAUAACAGAGUAGUGGAUGCAGAAUCUUUUAUAGACACUGUGACAUCCUUCUUUCCAGAUGUGACACUUUCCCUGGGUUGGACAACAGGGUGGCAUUCUGAGAAAGUCAAUGAAGGUUACAAUUGGACAAUGAUGAAAGAGAUGGAAUAUAUAUGUAAGGAACUAAAUCAGCCUGUAACAUUUCCUGUCCGAGCAGCAUUAGUUAAACAAUCUUGUUCUCAGUUACUUUGGCUGUUAAAGCAGUCAAACAGGUACAGCCUGACUAUUUGGACUGGAAAAAAUGAUAACUAUUCCAUUGAAGAUUUACUUUUUAUUAGAGACUGUUUUGACAAAAAACAGGUUUUCUAUGACAUUUUGGAACCACAGAACCAUGAAUUUAAACAAGCCAUUGGAAUCAAAAUUAAUCACUAAGAUGAAAAUUCUUUUAAAUUAUUUCAUGUUUUGGUUUCAUAAUCCUUCUUUACUUUUUGGUCUGAAUUAAUUACCAUAUAAAUGAUGAUGAUUGAUUUAUGUUCCAGUUCAUCUAAUCAAAAGCCACUUAUUGAGAGCUUACUCUAUUAGGCAUGUGUUGUUAUAAUUCUGUGCUUACCUAAAAGGUUUAGAAAGAAGAGAUUUCAGUGGGCCUAGUCUAGUAAUAACUUAGGAAGAUUAUGCUUUAAAACCCUUCAUAAAAAUAAUUUUGAUAUAUUGAGGAAAGAAUCCACAUAUCCUACAGAUAUUAAAUCACAUUUUGUUGGCACUAGCAUUACAGAGAUUUCACAAAAAUACGGCAUUCUCUUUCCUUUUCCCUGGAGAACUGCUUAUUUCAGAGAAUACAAAAGAGUAAGAAGGCUUUUAAUUAAAAAAUGGUUUUAGCUUUCACAAGGGUGAGUAGCUUUCUGUAACAAAAUCAAAUCUAUUUACUGAAAACAGUAUAAAUUAUAUGGAUCUAGAUUUUCCAUUUUGUUGGGAGCAUGCUGACAGCUAUGCGUAUUUUUUGUAUUCUUUGUUUUGAUCAUAAUAUCUCAUCUAGAGUGAGCAAAAUACUAUUGGAGAACAGAAUUUUAAUCCUGGUAAUAUAUCAUUUGAUUUUCUUUUCUUUCUUUCUUUUUUUUUUUUUUUUUUUUUUUUUUUUGUCUUUUGUCUUUUUAGGGCCACACCUACGGCAUAUGGAGGUUCCCAGGCUAGGGGUCUAAUCAGAUCUAUUGCUGCUAGCCUACACCACAGCCACGGCAACGUGGGAUCCGAACCACAUCUGCCACCUACACCACAGAUCAUGGCAAUGUUGGAUCCUUAACCCACUGAGUGAGGCCAGGGAUUGAACCAGCAACCUCAUGGUUCCUAGUCGAAUUCAUUUCUGCUGCGCCACGACGGGAACUCCUCAUUUGAAUUUCAGGUUCCUCACUAGCACCACUUUGGUUCAUGCUCUUGUUCUCCUAGAAUUUCAAAACCUAGUUCUUUAUGACUUCAUUUCUCACACUCUAGAUAACCCGAGUAUUUCUGCUGAAAAAAAUAAUUUUUUUUGAAAUACUUCUUUCUUUAUGCCAAAUGAAAAAUCUCUAGGAACUUCUUAAAUUCAGCUUUAGUGAAUUUUACUCUUUCAAGACCCUUUCUAAUGUAGUUCCAUUCUGAAAUUCAGUGUCCUUAACACAGUCCUUCAUUUAUAAAAAUCAGUGGUCUUCAGAUCUUACUUUAACAGUUAAUUUUAACUUCUGUUGUUCACCAGUUGUGUCAUACAUUUAUGUCUCCUUAGUUAAAUUAUAAAGUCCUUCUCCAUAAGGGAGCAUUCUUAACUUCCAUUACAGUGCCUGGCAUAGUUCUGAGCAAAAUAUGCAGAAAAACGUGUUGCUUCUUUGAUUUACUGAAAAUUAAUUUACCAGUGAAUGUCCUAAGAUAUGUAGUUGAUCUUUUACAAGCCAUUUCUCCCAGAGAAUACAGUGGUGCUUUGUAGAGAAAAGAGCUUGGGUUUUGAAUUCAGGCAGACCUCCCUUGCAGCCCCAUGUCUGCCCUCUACUAGCCAUAGAUUUGGGAAAAUAUUUAACCUCACUGAGUCCUGGCUUUUUUAUCCAUAAAGCAGGUGUGUGGGAGAAUGAGGAUUCUCUUGUAGGAUUGUUGUGAAGAUUAAGGGAGAGUCACACAAUGGAAGCGUGUAGCAUAAUGUUUGUCACAUAGGAAGUGCUCAACAGUUAGUUCUCUUCUUUUAGACUGAUCACAUCCAUUGUAGAUAGAAAGAUAGCAAUAAGAUAGAACAUGAAAUAUUGUAGAUAUAUAAAUGCUUAAUACAAUUGUAUUUCUACUUUAAAUUUUAGCUACAACUGAAUAUGGUGCUAUUUGUAAAUAACACCUAAAACAUCAUUUUCUGUGGUUGUUUGCCAAAAGAAAAAGGUGCCAGUACGUAAUUAUAAAAUUUUUAACAAUUGCGACAAAUAAUAACUCUUAAAAUCAUAGCAAAAGAUAAUGUUUAAAUUAUAAAUGUUCUACAAUGACCAUGCUUCGCUUUUACAAAGAGAACUGAAUUUAUAAAUGGACUGCAUUUUAAUUGUUUGAAAUAAAAUUCAUUUGUCCAGUA